Molecule: messenger RNA, 1946 nt
Organism: Callorhinchus milii (elephant shark)
Lineage: Eukaryota; Metazoa; Chordata; Chondrichthyes; Chimaeriformes; Callorhinchidae
Product: cell wall protein DAN4
Exons: 8
Coding region: 411-1946 (511 amino acids)
Biological process (GO): positive regulation of cell-cell adhesion mediated by integrin; cell migration; regulation of microvillus assembly
Cellular component (GO): apical plasma membrane; microvillus membrane
Source: RefSeq, a predicted model, not a curated record
CAAAGUGAAUGACUUCCCUUUAAAAGGGGUGAGUGAGGGGUGGUUUUUUUUUUACUGAGUGUUGAUGGGUUUCAAAGGGGAUUGGGCUGGGCUGAGCUGAGCUAUUAUUAUUGUCAUUUAACAUCCUCUGACCCAGAACAGCAAUUGAAUAGGGCUGCUAGGACAACCAAGAGGUUUACACAGACACACACACAGCAGAGAGAGACACACACACACACACACAGAGAGAGAGAAAUAGAGAGAAAGGACACAAGAACACACAGAACAUCAUUCAGGUUGGAUCAGACACCCUUAAUAAAAAAAGCCCUCCAGUCUCCAAAUCCAUGAAGAGUUUUAACCUGUGACAAAAAUUACAGAUCAAAGUAGAUUUUCUCAAGCUUUUAAUAGACUUUUUUUAUAUAUACAUAUAUAUGGCAACAUCACAGCAUCAGAGCCUGGGAACAAAUCCUUUUGGAAGAGAAGGAAUGAGGAGUUUGGUUGUCUUGUGUUUUGUUGGUUACUGGUUCAUAAUAACUGGGGUUUCAGUCACAUAUACAACCCCGGCAAACAGUACCACUAACACCCGAAAUUCAACAACCACAACGGAGAUGAUCGCAAAUUCCUCCAUGUCCCCGACCUCGACACCAAUCCUGACCCCGACCACAAGUCAAAAACAGGAUCAGAGCAACAAAACGGAUCCUCAAUUGCCAACGGUGCCCACAAAUACAACCCCCAACAGUCAGGACAACAACACACAGAAUUGUACGGAGAGCAAAGAUGGAAAGGAGAACACCAUGAGCACGCCGAAGAUGAGCACCCCUGCUGGCAACGCUUCUGCCAAUGAGACAACAACCCAAUCAGCGGUUAAUUCGAGUGCCGCCAACAAUUCAGGAUCGACAUUGAUGGCCACCAGUGCUCCAUCUCUCACGUCCUCCACCGCGGUGAACUCCACCAAUCUUACGGUCCCAUCGAACACCAGCGCUACUUCUAAACCUUUUCUCGUGUCCUCCACCACAGUGGCCUCCAUCAACUCUACGGUCCCAUCCAACACCAGUACUCCUACUGACCAAUCUUUUACGUCCUCCACUCCAGUGGGCUCCACCAACCAUACGGUCCCAUCCAACAGGAGUGCUACUUCUGAACCUUUUUUCAUGUCCUCCACCAUCAACACUGCGGGCCCAUCGAAUGGGUCCACCAAUUCCUCUUCAGUCCCCGGGACAUUGAACGGAACAGUUAGUGAUUCUGAGACAUUGCCGACUCAGAACACAAUUGACAUGACAGAUUCUCCCGUUCAUCAUUCGAAAGCGUCGAGUCAAGAGUCAAAUGUCUCAUCACCAUCACCAUCAACUCCAAGCCUCAUGUCACACGCUGACACACCCACCAAAGAGAGACCAGGAGAGAACAACACUGCAUCUAGCGCAGGGACAUUUGCAACGGUCACCAGCUCUGUACAAAACCAAAACCAGAUGAAGUGCGUGAAAGAGAGCAGUGAAUACAUCAGCAUCCUGUUUCUGAACGAGAGCACUCGCUGUGAAAGCUUCGUGAGGGAUAAAGGAGACCAGCUCGCCAAGUUGCUGUGCAGGGAGCUGAGAAAAAAGUACGCAUCGACAUCAUACUGCGAGGUCUAUAUCAGCCCCAAUUCUGCCAACCAGAAGCUUUUGAAGAUCGUAGAUGUCGUAUUCAAAGUCAACAAAGAAGAAAUCAGUCAGUCUGUGGAGCAUCUAAGAUCACAACUGGGCAUGAUGAAUUCUUCCAUCAAUACUGUCCUGGACACCUCCAGCGCAGAUGCACUGCAAACCAAGAAGACAGUUGCGUUGAGUGUUACUGGCAUUCUGCUGCUGCUGAUAUGCACGUUUGGUACCAUCUACAUGUGUUGCCAAUACAGAACCAAACAAACAAAGCCUCAGCCACCGCAGGUCAUUGCAGGACAUUGCCACCAGGCGCCACUCUUGCGAUUCACGUCUUAG